Tauraco erythrolophus (red-crested turaco) is the source of this 7649-nucleotide messenger RNA. NCBI's taxonomy places the organism in Eukaryota, Metazoa, Chordata, Aves, Musophagiformes, Musophagidae. The record is from RefSeq and is a predicted model, not a curated record.
CUUUGCAGUGUAUGGAUGAUUCCAAACCAUGUGUUAAUGAGGGAAAAUGCAUUCCAUAUCAAAAUGGUACAGGAUAUUGCAAGUGUCGAGAAGGCUUUCUUGGAGACUACUGUCAGUACAGAAACCCCUGUGAAAGCAAUACCUGUAAGAACGGGGGAACGUGUGAAACUACAUCUCUGAUAGGAAAGGCUACCUGCAAAUGUGCUCCAGGGUUCACGGGAGAGGAUUGUCAAUACUCUGAAUCGCACCUCUGCUACGUGUCACAACCUUGCCUGAAUGGAGGAACUUGUCAUCCCCACAGCCAGGAAACGUAUGAAUGUGUCUGUCCUCCAGGUUACACAGGAAAGGAUUGCCAGUGGAUUGAUGCCUGUACAUCUCAGCCUUGUGCCAAUGGAAGUACAUGUACUGUAUCUGGGAACAGGUUCUCCUGCAUCUGUCUGUCUGGCUAUACUGGCCAGAAGUGUGAGAUAGAUGUGAAUGAAUGUGCCACACCAGGCCUGUGUCAACAUGGUGGGACUUGUGUCAAUUUGCCGGGUUCAUACCGAUGCCAGUGCAAGCCAGGCUAUACAGGGCAUCGCUGUGAGAGCGUGUAUGUACCGUGUUCCCCAUCACCCUGUAUGAACGGAGGAACAUGUCAUCAAACAAGUGACUUCACCUUUGAGUGCAACUGUUUGCCAGGUUUCGAGGGAACCAUCUGUGGGCACAACGUUGACGACUGCCCAAAUCACAACUGCCAAAAUGGGGGUAUAUGCGUGGACGGUGUGAACACGUACAAUUGCCGCUGCCCACCACAAUGGACAGGCCAGUUUUGCACUGAAGACGUUGAUGAAUGUCAGCUCCAGCCUAACGCUUGUCAGAAUGGAGGUACCUGCACCAACCACAACGGAGGCUACGCCUGUGUCUGUGUCAAUGGUUGGAGCGGGGACGACUGCAGUAAGAACAUUGAUGAUUGCUUCACUGCCUCCUGUGCUAACGGAUCUACCUGCAUUGAUCGAGUGGCUUCUUUUUCAUGCAUUUGUCCAGAAGGAAAGGCAGGUCUUCUGUGCCACUUGGAUGAUGCGUGUGUUAGCAAUCCGUGCCAGAAGGGUGCUCUGUGUGAUACCAAUCCUGUGAAUGGACACUACAUCUGCACCUGUCCUCAAGGCCAUAAGGGAGCAGACUGCACUGAGGAUGUGGAUGAGUGUGCAAUGGCAAACAGCAAUCCAUGUGAACAUGCUGGGAAAUGCGUAAACACAGAAGGCUCUUUCCACUGUGAGUGUUUGAAGGGCUACACAGGACCUCGCUGUGAAAUGGACAUCAAUGAAUGCCAUUCAAAUCCAUGCCAAAACGAUGCCACCUGCCUGGAUAAAAUCGGAGGAUUCACAUGUCUCUGUAUGCCAGGUUUUAAAGGUGUUCACUGUGAAGAAGAUAUUGAUGAGUGUCUAAGUAAUCCCUGUGUGAACAAUGGAGAGUGCCUUGAUAAAGUCAACCGCUUCCUCUGUGUCUGUCCUCCUGGAUUCAGUGGUGCUGUGUGUCAGAUUGAUAUAGAUGACUGCUCCAGCACGCCAUGCCUUAAUGGAGCCAAAUGUAUCGACCAUCCCAAUGGCUAUGAGUGCCAGUGUGCCACAGGUUUUACUGGCCUUCUGUGUGAAGAGAAUAUCAACAACUGUGAUCCUGAUCCUUGCCACCAUGGGGAAUGUCAAGAUGGAAUUGAUUCAUACACAUGUAUAUGCAAUCCUGGCUACAUGGGUGCCAUAUGCAGUGAGCAGAUAGAUGAAUGCCACAGCAAUCCUUGCCUCCAUCAAGGGCGCUGCAUUGAUUUGGUGAAUGGCUACCAGUGCAACUGUUUGCUGGGCACUUCGGGUGUGAACUGUGAAAAUAACUUUGAUGACUGUGCAAGUAACCCAUGCAUUCACGGGGACUGUAUUGAUGGCAUUAAUCGCUACAAUUGUGCUUGCAAACCUGGAUUUACAGGCCCGCGUUGUAAUGUGGACAUUGAUGAAUGCACAUCCAGCCCCUGUCAUAAUGGUGGAACAUGUAUAAAUGAAGUCAACGGCUUUCGGUGUGUGUGUCCUGAAGGUUACCAUCAUCCUCACUGUCAGUCACAGGCAGAUGGCUGUCUUAGUAAUCCCUGCGUACAUGGCAACUGCACACACAUCACUAGUGGGUACAAGUGUGUCUGUGACCCAGGCUGGAUAGGAGAUUACUGUUCCACAGAAGGGAACGAAUGUAAAUCAAACCCAUGCCAGAAUGGAGGAACUUGUGAGGAUCUGUUGAAUGGUUAUAGAUGUACCUGCAGGAAAGGAUUCAAAGGUGUGAACUGCCAGGUAGUGGUGGCUCCUUGUUCCCCUGAUCCUUGUGAGAACUCGGGAAUUUGCCAAGAAUCUCCUGACUCUGAAGGCUACACCUGCCAGUGUGCUCCUGGCUGGGAAGGGGAGAGAUGUACAGUGGACAUUGAUGAAUGUCUCUCGAAGCCCUGCAAAAAUCAUGCUCUGUGCCAUAAUAUUCAAGGCAGUUACCUGUGUGAAUGUCGACCAGGCUUCACUGGAGGAGACUGUGACAGUAACAUUGAUGACUGCCUUUCAAAUCCCUGCCAAAAUGGAGCUUCAUGUGUGGAUGGGAUAAACUCUUUCUCGUGCAUCUGCCUACCUGGUUUUCAUGGAGAUAAGUGUCAAACAGAUACCAACGAGUGUCUGAGUGAACCGUGCAGGAAUGGAGGCACGUGCACACACUAUGUCAACAGCUACACGUGCAAGUGUCAGCCUGGGUUUGAGGGAACCAACUGCGAGAACAACAUCGAUGAAUGCACUGAGAGCUCUUGUUUCAAUGGAGGUACUUGUGUGGAUGGGGUCAAUUCCUUUACUUGCCAGUGUCCGGUGGGGUUUACAGGACCCUUCUGCCUCACAGAAAUCAACGAGUGCGAUUCACAUCCUUGCUUGAACAAAGGCUCUUGCGUGGACAGCCUGGGCACGUACCGAUGUAUAUGUCCUUUGGGCUAUGCUGGGAAGAACUGUCAGGCGCUUAUGGAUCUGUGCAGCAAGUCUCCCUGUAAGAAUAAAGGCACGUGUGUUCAGAGUGGAGCCCAGACUCAAUGCGUCUGUCCAUCUGGCUGGACUGGUGCUUACUGCGAUGUGCCCAACGUCUCAUGUCAAGUGGCAGCUUCACAAAGGGGGCUCGCAGUGGACCAGUUGUGCCAGCACUCUGGUCGUUGCUUCAAUGUUGGAAACACGCACUACUGUCAGUGCCAGGUGGGUUACACUGGCAGCUACUGUGAGGUGCAGCUGAACGAGUGUGACUCCAGCCCCUGCCAGAACGGUGCUACCUGCCGGGAUCACCUGGGUGGAUACCAGUGCGAGUGUGUGCCUGGAUACCAGGGUGUCAACUGUGAAUAUGAAGUGGAUGAAUGCCAGUUUCAGCCCUGCCAGAAUGGAGGAACAUGUAUAGACCUCGUUGAUCAUUUCAAGUGCUCCUGUCCACCAGGAACUCGGGGCCGUUUGUGUGAGGAGAACGUCGAUGACUGUGUUUCGGACUCAGGAGUACCCCGCUGCUUUCAUGGAGGGCAGUGCAUUGACCAGAUCGGGGGCUACAGCUGUGUUUGCCUCCCAGGCUUUGCAGGCGAGCGAUGUGAGGGAGAUAUCAAUGAAUGCCUCUCUAAUCCUUGUAACCCUCGUGGAAGUCUGGACUGUGUUCAGCUGAUAAAUGAUUAUACAUGCAUCUGUCGUAGUGCUUUUACUGGUCGUCACUGUGAGAGUGUGAUAGACAUGUGUCCCCGGAAGCCUUGUCAGAAUGGAGGUACCUGUGCCGUUGCCAGCAAUAUGCCAGAUGGGUUCAUCUGCCAGUGUCCUCCGGGUUAUUCUGGAGCAAAAUGUGAGUUCAGCAGCCACAGUACUUGUGGGCAUGUGAAAUGCAAGAAGGGUGAGCAGUGCAUCCAGACAUCUUCUGGUCCACGGUGCUAUUGCCCCAAGCUGUCUGUGGGAGAGGAAUGCCAGACAAAUACUGGUUGUGCCAGUGCCCCCUGCCAGAAUGGUGGAAGCUGCCACCCUCAUUCUCAGCCUCCUUACUAUUAUUGUCAGUGCCCUGUUCACACCCAAGGCAGCCAGUGUGAACAGCCUGUAACUUUCAGCCCAGAGCCCCGAGGAUGUUUGGAUUCCCAGUGUGCAGAAAAAGCAAAAGAUGGCUAUUGCGAUGAAGACUGUAACACUCAUGCCUGCCAGUGGGAUGGAGGCGACUGCUCCCUGACAAUGGAAGAUCCUUGGGCCAACUGCUCCUCUUCAUUGCGCUGCUGGAUGCUCUUCAAUGAAGAGUGUGACGAGUUCUGCAACACACCCGAGUGCCUGUUUGACAACUUCGAAUGUCAGCAAAAUAGCAAAACGUGCAAGUAUGACAAGUAUUGUGCAGAUCACUACGCUGAUGGCCGCUGUGACCAGGGCUGUAAUAGCGAGGAGUGUGGCUGGGAUGGUCUGGACUGUGCUGGUGACAAAGCUGAGAAGCUGGCAGAAGGGACCCUAAUCAUUGUGGUCUUGAUGCCCCCCGACCAGCUGCUGGGUGAUGUUCGCAGCUUUUUGCGCACUUUGGGAACAAUCCUGCACACCAACCUCAGAAUCAAGCUGGACUCCCAGGGAAACCCCAUGGUAUUCCCAUACUAUGGGGAGAAAUCAGCAGUACGAAGUCGACGAUCACUUGUGGUCAUUCGCAAGCGCAGAGAACUAGAGCAAGAGGUCAUUGGCACCAGGGUGUUCCUGGAGAUUGACAACCGUCAGUGUGCAGAGGAUUCGGAGCAAUGCUUUCAGAACACAGAAGCUGCUGCAGCCCUGUUAGCUGCUCAGGCCAUCAAGGGCAUGUUGCCCUAUCCUUUCGUAUCUGUCCAAAGUGAACCCUUGUUACCACCGAAGACCCAGUUACUUUACCUACUUGCUGUGGCAGCUUUGAUCAUCCUCUUAAUCCUUCUCUUGGGUGUGAUGAUGGCAAAGCGUAAGCGCAAACAUGGUUCACUGUGGCUCCCAGAGGGCUUUAUUCUGCGCAGGGAUCCUAGUAAUCAUAAACGCAGAGAGCCAGUUGGAGAAGAUGCUGUUGGACUCAAAAAUCUGUCAGUCCAGAUACCAGAGGGUAACCUAGCAGAUUCUGGGCCAACUGAACACUGGGCAGGUGAUGGUGGACCUCAGCCAAAGAGAGCAAAGGCUGAGGAUCAGGCCUUGCUCCCAGAAGGUGAUGAGCAGAUAGAUCAGCGCCAGUGGACACAGCAGCACUUGGAGGCAGCAGACGUCUGUGGGAGCACGUCACUAGCCCUUACACCACCUCAAGCAGAUCAAGAAGUGGACGUUUUGGAUGUUAAUGUCAGAGGGCCAGAUGGGUGUACUCCGCUUAUGUUGGCAUCUCUGCGUGUGGGCAGCUCCGAUAUUAGCGAGGAUGAUGAGGAUGCAGAAGAUUCCUCAGCAAAUAUAAUAACAGAUUUGAUCUAUCAAGGUGCCAACCUGCAGGCUCAAACAGACCGUACUGGGGAGAUGGCACUGCACUUAGCAGCCCGUUAUUCAAGAGCAGAUGCUGCAAAACGUUUGCUGGAUGCUGGUGCCGAUGCUAAUGCACGGGACAACAUGGGACGGACUCCUCUGCACGCAGCUGUAGCUGCGGACGCCCAGGGAGUCUUCCAGAUUCUGAUCCGUAACAGAGUGACGGACUUGGAUGCUCGGAUGAAUGAUGGAACGACCCCGUUAAUUCUGGCUGCACGGCUGGCUGUGGAAGGAAUGGUGGCCGAGCUAAUUAAUUGCCAGGCAGAUGUGAACGCCGUAGAUGACCAUGGCAAAUCUGCUCUUCACUGGGCUGCUGCUGUCAACAACGUGGAAGCAACACUAGUGCUGCUGAAAAACGGAGCCAACAGAGACAUGCAGGAUAACAAGGUACAGUUUAGGUUGCUCUUCCUUGCUGCUCGAGAAGGCAGUUUCGAAGCUGCAAAGAUCUUGCUGGACCAUUUUGCCAAUCGAGACAUCACGGACCACAUGGACCGCCUGCCCCGAGACGUGGCGCAGGACCGGAUGCACCACGACAUAGUGCAGCUUCUCAACGAGUACAAUGUGGCACACAGCCCCACUGGGCACCCUGGCGCCAUGCUGAACUCCGCCCUCUCCCCAGUCAUCUGUGGCCCGAAUAGGUCCUUCCUCAAUCUGAAGCACGCUUCGUUAAGCAAGAAGUCACGAAAACCGAAUGCCAAAGGCAUCAUGCCCACAAACCUCACCAAAGAUGCGAAGAGGAGAAGGAAGAAGUCCCUCAGUGAGAGCAAAGGGCAGUUUUCGGAGAGCUCAGUGACCCUGUCGCCGGUUGAUUCCCUAGAAUCGCCCCAUGCUUUUGCAUCGGAACCAACAUCGUCUCCUGUGAUGCCAUCACCGGGGGUGUUGCACUCAUCGCCCAGCUCGCUCCUGACAGCUCCAUCGGUGCAAGCCGCGCACGCGAUGUCUUUCUCCAACCUCCACGAGAUGCAGCCCUUAGGACGUGGAUCCAGCACCGUGCUCCCGUCCGUCAGCCAGCUGCUUGCGCAGCACAGAACCCCCCCUCCUAACAGUGGGCUCGGCAGGCUCCGGCCAGCCAACGUUUCCACCGAGUGGAUGAAUCGUAUGGAGGUGAACGAGUCCCAGUACAACGAGAUGUUCGGCAUGGUGCCACAGGUGAUGCAUUCGCACCCCAGUGUUUCUCAGCAGAGUGGUUUGGUUCAAGCAGAUACAAAGCACAUGGGAGUGUCCAGAGAGUCUCUGCCCCCUAUCAUGACUUUCCAGCUGGUUCCCAAGGGUGGCAUAAACCAGCAAGCACUGCCACAGCAGGCCCAGUCAAACUGCCCUCAGAACAUGGCUGGUCCUCUUAGCUCCAUGUACCAGAUACCGGAUUUAGCUCAGCUGCCCAGCGCCUCGUUCUCCAUGGCUGCCAUCCCUCAGCAGGACGGGCAGGUGGCUCAGACGGUCCUCCCAGCCUACCACCAGUUCCAGAGCUCGAUGGGGAAGUACCCCACACCUCCCUCGCAGCACAGCUGCUACUCCUCGGCCACAGAACGGACUCCUAGCCACAACCGGCACUUACAAGGGGAACACCCGUACCUGACUCCGUCGCCCGAAUCUCCAGACCAGUGGUCAAGCUCCUCCCCGCACUCUGCCUCUGACUGGUCCGAUGUGGCAACCAGUCCCGGUAACAACCAGCGUGGGCCGGCGGCCGCGCACAUGACAGAGCAGCAGCGGAACAACAUGCAAGUGUACGCCUGAAGGCCGGCCAAGGGGAAGCCCGAUUAAAGUGGACUCCAGAACUCAUGAAGGUCUUCCAGGACGGAAAUGAAGAACCAUUUUAGUAUCCAAGAGUCUUAAUGAGCCCAGGCUGUUCUUUCUGUGGAGGGACUGUGGUCGCUGUAGGCUUGUACACUUUUAUGCUAAACAAAGAACUGUAGAAGCUGGUGAUGGAGAAGACCAGCUUGGUCACUUCUAACCAACUCCCAUGCAACCUGGGUGUGAUUGCUGUCUGUACUGGAUUCUCCAGUCUGCUUUUAAUACGUUCCACCAUUUCUUUGAGGAGACAGCUCUUCAGUUUUAACGCGUCUCAUGGUCGUUUCUCCAGAAACUUAGCCAAAACCAGCUUUGUAUCCUUAAUUUUUUUACUCCUUUUGUUACCCACAUAAGCUCUCUCUGAAGCACCUUCUA